UCUUGCCCAACCCUUGGGACAGUUUAGAGAUUAAUCAGCAAAUCGUCAUCCAUUUUUGUAUAUAACCAAUGCUAAGUAAUUCUCCCAGCACCAGCCCACUCUCACACCAAACCAAAUGAAGAUUUUUGAGAUUUUUCUCGUUUAUCUUCAACUUGUGAUUUUCCUUUCUUCAAACCUCCAAUUCAUGCAUGUCCAUUCUUUAGCAAAUGAGACUGAUCAACUGGCUUUGCUCAAAUUCAAAGCAAGGAUAUCCAGUGAUCCAUAUCAAAUCUUCAACUCAUGGAAUCAUUCUCUCCCUUUUUGCCAAUGGUAUGGAAUUACUUGUAGUCGCCGUCACCAGAGAGUCACUUCAAUGGUGUUAAAAGGCCAGAAUUUGACUGGAUCCAUAUCUCCAUAUAUUGGCAAUUUGAGUUUUUUAAGAGUCCUAAACCUCCGAAACAACAUUUUCAAUGGUCAAAUUCCACAGGAAGUUGGUAAUUUGUUUCGAUUGCAAGCAUUCAAUCUCCAAAACAACGCAAUACAAGGUGAAAUUCCAGUCAAUUUGACUCGUUGUUCCCAUCUCUGGCUCAUCAACCUGCAAAACAAUUAUCUAACUGGAAAAAUCCCUGCAGAGCUUGGUUCUUUGGAAAUGCUUGAAGUGCUUCUGAUGUGCAUAAACAAUGUAAAUGGAAAAUUUCCAGCUUCCCUUGGCAAUCUUUCAUCGCUUGCUAUCCUUAGUGCAGCAUGGAUGGAGUUGGAGGGAAAUAUUCCACAUGAAUUUGGCCAAUUAACAGGCUUAGAAUUUUUUGCUGUUAUGGGCAAUAAACUAUCUGGUAUAUUUCCUUCAUCCUUUUUCAAUAUUUCGUCUCUUAAUGAAUUCUCAAUUGCGGAAAACAAGUUUAGGGGUAGCCUACCAAACAACAUAGGGAUUACUCUCCCAAAUCUCCAACGGAUUGGUAUUGGAGAUAAUUUGUUUUCUGGGUCAAUUCCAAAUUCCUUUUGCAAUGCAUCCCAACUGGAACUACUUGAUCUUUCCAUAAAUAAUUUUGAAGGACAAGUACCGAAUUGUCUGGGAAAUUUACAAAGUCUUUUUAGGCUAACCGUUUCCGAUAAUAAUCUAGGGUAUAAUUCCACAAAUGAUUUGGAUUUUUUAACAUCUUUGAAAAAUUGCAGCAAUCUGCAAGAAUUAGGUUUUGAUAUAAAUAAAUUUGGAGGUGUUUUGCCCAACUCUAUAGCCAAUCUGUCAGUUCAACUUGAGAAGCUAUAUUUUGGAAAUAAUCAAAUCAGAGGAACUAUUCCUGAAGCAUUAGAGAAUCUCAUCAACUUAAUUUUAUUGGCCAUGGAGGGAAAUCUUUUCACUGGAGUCAUCCCUUCUUGGGUGGGAAAAUUGAGAAAACUUCAAAAUUUGUUUUUGUAUGGAAAUAGAUUGUCAGGUCAGAUCCCAUCCUUUAUAGGCAAUCUCACUCAACUAUCUCUGCUUUCCAUUUCACGCAAUAAUUUGGAAGGAAAUAUUCCAGAAAGUAUAAGGAAUUGCCAGAGCUUGCAAAAAUUGGAUAUUUCAGGAAACAACCUCAAUGGAUCUAUACCAAAGGAGGUUUUCCAUCUUCGUUCCUUGUCUCUGUACUUAGACUUGUCAUAUAAUUCACUAACUGGUGUCCUGCCAGUAGACGUGGGAAAGCUAACAAAUAUAAAUGAGCUGGAUGUAUCAGGAAACAUGCUUUCCGGAGAAAUUCCUGGAACCAUUGGGUCUUGUUCAAGUUUGGAAUAUCUCUUUAUGCAAGAAAAUUCUUUCCAAGGAAUCAUUCCUUCAUCUCUGUCUUCCUUGAAGGGACUCCAGGGAUUAGAUCUUUCGCGGAACAAUCUCACUGGUGAAAUUCCAAAAGACCUGCAAAGUUUACAUUAUCUAUCAUAUUUAAAUCUUUCUUUUAAUGAUCUUAUGGGUGAGAUUCCAAUCAACGGAGUUUUCAGAAAUGCAAGUGCAAUUUCAUUGAUAGGUAAUAAUAAACUUUGUGGUGGUGUGCCAAAACUCCAUCAACCAAAAUGCCCGACGAAAGCAAUGAAGAAGGGAAAGUCCAUUGCUAUUAAGUUAGCAAUCAUAAUUCCUUGUGUGAUUUUUUGUGUCCUAUUGAUGUUAGCCUCCAUGCUUGCUUAUCGAAGGAAAGUAUCAAAAAAGAGUUCGUCUGAUGCACUCAAAGAACUGGAUCGCCUUGUAAAGGUGUCUUACAAGGAUCUUUAUGAUGCAACUAGUGGAUUCUCUGCUGACAACUUAAUUGGAUCCGGCAACUUUGGUUCUGUGUAUAAAGGAUUUCUCAAUCAAAUGGAAAGACCUGUGGCUAUUAAGGUGCUCAAACUUGGAACAAAGGGUGCUUCAAAAAGCUUCGUCGCCGAGUGCAAAGUGUUAAGGACAGUGAGGCAUCGGAAUCUAGUUAAGCUGUUUACGUAUUGCUCUAGCAUUGAUUAUAAGCAGAAUGACUUCAAAGCUCUAGUAUAUGAAUUCAUGGGUAAUGGAAGCUUGGAGAAGUGGUUGCAUCACGAUAUCCACAACAAUAAUCAGUCAAGACAUUUGAAUUUUUUUCAAAGACUGACUAUUGCAAUUGAUGUGGCAUCUGCACUGCAUUACGUCCAUGACCUUUGCGAAAUUCCAAUUAUUCAUUGUGACUUGAAGCCCAGUAAUGUUCUUCUUGAUGAUGAGAUGGUUGCACAUUUAAGUGAUUUUGGUUUGGCUAAACUCUUCUUGAACACCAAUGAUGCAUCUCAAACUCAAACCAGCUCAAUUGGAAUAAGAGGAACCAUUGGCUAUGCGCCUCCUGAGUAUGCAAUGGGUGGAACUGUAUCAAAAGAGGGAGAUGUAUAUAGUUAUGGGAUCCUUGUAUUGGAGAUGUUCUCAGGAAAAAGGCCAACAGAUAAAAUAUUUGGAGACCUUUUAAAUCUACACAACUUUGUGAAGGAUGCACUGCCAAAAAGACUUUCGCAGAUCACAUGCCCAACCCUUCUCUCAAGAGGAAUGGAAGAAACACCAACAAGAAAUGCUGAAACCGAAGAGCAAAUCGAAAUAUAUGCAGAAACAGAGCCCAGGAAUAAUGGGAACCUAAGCCAAACAAGUAUCAGUAAAGAGAAAGAUUGCUUGCUUUCAGUAUUCAAAGUUGGAGUAGCCUGUUCAGCAGAAUCACCCAAAGAUAGAAUGAGCAUGAGAGAUGUUGUUAAAGAACUGCAUUUGAUUAGAAGUAUUUUUCUUGGAGUUCGGAUCUAUGAAUAAAGAAAGUUUCAGGAGAACAACUUACUAAAGAAGUCAGAUGGCUAGCUACCAUGUUUCCUUUCUAAAGCCUUGCAGAGUUAAUAAAGUUCUACUUAUAUUUUUAGUUCUAUUUAUAUUUUUCUAAAGAUCUCUUGUUUGUUAACUUACAAGACGAAAGACUGUUGUCUUCUCUUUUAAGCAGAAAAGCAAUAUUAAUAUAGGUAUAUAGGUGUGCAUGUAUGGGCAAAAUGUAAGGAUUUGGUACCUGUGUAUUGUUUGUUCUAUUGUAUAUGCUUUUACUAAUGCCUUGAUAUGUGCCUUAGUUAUCAACAA
Molecule: messenger RNA, 3547 nt
Organism: Hevea brasiliensis (rubber tree)
Lineage: Eukaryota; Viridiplantae; Streptophyta; Magnoliopsida; Malpighiales; Euphorbiaceae
Product: putative receptor-like protein kinase At3g47110
Exons: 3
Coding region: 116-3235 (1039 amino acids)
Biological process (GO): protein phosphorylation
Cellular component (GO): plasma membrane
Molecular function (GO): ATP binding; protein kinase activity; protein binding
Source: RefSeq, a predicted model, not a curated record